CGUGUCCUGUGACUGGAGUCAGGUGGUGGCUGCGGUUGGUUGCUUGUCGCCUACCCUCCACCCUGCUCCGUCUUCCCCGUCCGGCGAGGGCCGGCCCUGCGGGGAGCCGGCUGGAAAAAGUUGGAGGAAAGUUGCUGGCUGGGAAAGUUUAAAAGCGGGAGAGCCGCGGCCCCGGCAGCCCGGCCUCUCCGCCGCACUCCACGGGAGGGAGGGAGAGCCGAGGAUGGCCGGCGGGGAAGGGGCGGGCUGCGGCGCGCCGGAGUGCCGGGAGCACCUCUUCAAGGUGCUGGUGAUCGGGGAGCUGGGCGUGGGCAAAACCAGCAUUAUCAAGCGCUACGUGCACCAGCUCUUCUCCCAGCACUACCGGGCCACCAUCGGCGUGGAUUUCGCGCUCAAAGUCAUCAACUGGGACAGUAAGACCCUGGUGCGCCUGCAGCUCUGGGAUAUCGCAGGCCAGGAGCGCUUUGGAAAUAUGACCAGAGUAUACUACAAAGAGGCAGUUGGUGCUUUUGUGGUCUUUGAUGUCACAAGAGGCUCCACUUUUGAGGCUGUUUCAAAAUGGAAGCAUGAUUUGGACAGUAAAGUACUACUUCCCAAUGGCAGCCCCAUCCCUGCUGUUCUACUUGCAAACAAGUGUGACCAGAAGAAAGAUGGCAGCCAGAAUCCCUCUCAAAUGGACCAGUUCUGCAGAGAAGGUGGCUUUGUUGGAUGGUUUGAAACAUCUGCCAAGGACAACAUCAACAUAGAUGAAGCUGCUCGAUUCUUGGUGGAAAACAUCCUUGCCAAUUACAAAACCUUUCCUAAUGAAGAGAAUGAUGUGGGGAAACCAAAACUGGACCUAGACCCAUUGAAAGCAGAGAGUAAAUCACAGUGCUGCUAAUGCUACCACCGUUCAGUAAAUGUGAUGGGAUGAGCAGCAAGACUUUGCCUUAAAUCAAAAUGCUGCUAUGGUGCUGUGUUGUGACAAUCCAUAUGGGGUGUCUGGUACUAUCUGAAUUGGUGACUCAUUUGGUUGUUUACAUAUUCUUGUUUAUCAUGAAACUGAGUAUCUUGUGAGUUAUCAUUCCACUUGCUUGAGUGUCUGCAUCUAAGUCUGAUUAGUGUCUUCUUACUUGAGAACAUAAGGUAGUGUUUACACUCCUAAAAAGGAACAAAGACAACAUUCAGUGUCUAGUUUGCUUCUAGGGCGUACGCUACAUUCCAAAUAGGACUCACUUUUAGCUGAAUAGAAUCUUGCACCUUUAAAGUAAAUGUUUCCUUUGUCACCAUUUAUGUCCCACUUGAGCCUUCUCACUGGCACAAUUGUCCCUAUUUAUUAUCCCCCCCCAUGAGGAUCUGUCUCAUUGCUAGUUCUCCUGGAUCUAGACAUCCCAGAAAUCUUGAAGGGGCCAAUGACAGAUGGGAGGUAUCUUUUGUAGUGUGAUCACUAAGACUGAGUGGAGUAGAUGGCUCUUACCACUGAGUAAAAACAAGAUGGUUAAAUUAUUGUGUUUAACAAGGGAAAGACAUGGUUAUAGAGAUACUAACAAAAAUGCAACUCCAGCAAUUUAAGGCUGAAUAUUUUCAGCUAAUACUUUACAUAUGAAACACAUUCAUGAAUACAGUUGUACUGCUGGCACAUAGUUAUGGUAACCUCACUCCUAUGCACAUCCAGAAAUAAACAUCCACUAACUUUUUCAUGCAUUAACACUGAAAACUUUACCAAGAGUACAAAAAGUAAGUAUCUUACUGUCCUGUGAUGAUGAACUUGCUUCUUUUUUCUUCUGUCUAGAGAUGGUUCUGAAUACCAUGAGCAAGGAGAGAGGUCUUGAGGGAAAUAGCUUAAUUGGUUCAUGCUAGUCUGUCAACCUUUCUGCCCCAAGCUCUGUCUUUGUCAGUUUUAGAAUAGUGCUGUACUCUUUUUGACUGCUUUGAACUGAUGAACUGGCUUACCAGUUUGUAAGUGUAUAUUGAGAUGCCUAUGUUUCUUUGUUAUAAAACAUGUCUUUUUGGCAGCAAAUGAACUUCAAAAGGAUUAGAGAGAUUUCAUGGGUCCUGAAUGCAUUCUGGAACUCAGCUCUGCUUGGCUCAAAGGCUUUGAAGUUCUUCUUUAUUUUAAGGGUUUCUUCUGUCCUGGUACCUCAUUGCUACUGACUUCAGAAGUCUCAGAAGUCUUAUCUUGCUGGGUUUGAUGGUGCUGAUGUUUAAGUAAACGUCAGAAUUAGGUAUAUGCAGGAUUUGAUAUACUUUAAUCGAUAUUGAGAUUUCUUAGCCUUUCUUUUUUCUAAAGAGUAACAUACUUUUUAAGAGUUAAAUAAAUAUAUUUGGGCAUCUUA
Messenger RNA from Corvus hawaiiensis (hawaiian crow), 2315 nucleotides. It is a transcript of the gene RAB32, whose product is annotated as RAB32, member RAS oncogene family. Gene Ontology annotation, cellular component: phagocytic vesicle; Golgi apparatus; lysosome. Bases 224 to 880 code for a protein of 218 amino acids. The transcript has 3 exons. Gene Ontology annotation, biological process: endosome to lysosome transport; phagosome-lysosome fusion. The record is from RefSeq and is a predicted model, not a curated record. NCBI's taxonomy places the organism in Eukaryota, Metazoa, Chordata, Aves, Passeriformes, Corvidae. Gene Ontology annotation, molecular function: GTP binding; GTPase activity.